Trypanosoma conorhini is the source of this 1662-nucleotide messenger RNA. RefSeq names its product putative protein kinase. The record is from RefSeq and is a predicted model, not a curated record. Gene Ontology annotation, molecular function: ATP binding; protein kinase activity. The transcript has a single exon. NCBI's taxonomy places the organism in Eukaryota, Euglenozoa, Kinetoplastea, Trypanosomatida, Trypanosomatidae. Gene Ontology annotation, biological process: protein phosphorylation. The coding region runs from base 1 to 1662 and encodes 553 amino acids.
AUGUACACUUCUGUGACUUCGGGCAGGACAAAGUUGAACUUUGAAAGGCGUGUCAUCGGAGCAUCUUCUAGGCUACAGCGUGAUGCCUACACAGGGGCGCAUGCUGACUGUGCGCGGCCAAACUGCAACAGUGCGUUACUGGUGUCUUAUAACUUAAGUAGCCCCUCACUUGCUAGUGCGCCGCGUUCCGCGCAGAGCUGUGGAAUGGAGGUCUUGACAGCCGACCCUCCGCUGUUGCUGGAUAGUGGCACCUCCUCACUGAGCCACACGCGGCACCAGAGUUCGUCGCUUUGCCUCUGCAGGGACGUCGACUGCUACGUGCAGGAUGAUAGUGUCGUGGUGGAGGCGGGGGAGUCGAACAGCCCGGUGGAGGGCCCAACAUCUUCUGAGUCGUUUCCAGUGCGCAUUGCCCCCGCGUUAUUGGCAAAGGAAUGCUUCCCGGCGACCUCAUGCGAGGGACGGUUUACCCCCUCGCCGGAGAUGUCGCCCGGCGGCCGCGCCAAGAAGGAGCCCGCGAAGGAAAGCGAUGGUGGCAGCAACAAGUCCGCUUCGCGGUGGCGUCACUGCAGCCUGUCUGGUGUGACGCACAGCAGUGUCACACGUUCGCAGGAUUCCGAGGAAAAGGGCCCCAUGCAUGUUAGCCUUGCGCACAAGGCGCUUAUAGGUAAAGGCAGUUUUGGAGUUGUCUUUCAGGCAAUGGAUCGUGACACGAACCACAUUAUAGCCGUCAAGGAAAUCGCUUUUUUGAAUGGGACGGAGAGCAAGGCACUGGAGGCAGUGCGGAAGGAGCUUGCACUACUCAAGCUUCUUGACCACCCACACGUUGUGAAGUGCCUGGGGGAGGAGUUGGACGAAGGUUGCCUGCGUAUCUACAUGGAGUACGUUUCUGGGGGCAGCAUCAGCAGCGUUCUCCGCAUCUUCGGCCCCUUUCAGGAGAAGCAGGCCUCCAUCUAUACAAGGCAGAUGCUGGAGGGGUUGUCUUACCUGCACAGUAGGAACAUCAUGCACCGCGACCUCAAGGGAGACAAUCUCCUUGUGGAUCCAAAUGGCACACUAAAAAUAUCUGAUUUCGGCACCGCAAAGAAUCUUCUGGACCCUAAUGUUACCUUGGCGCCGGCGGGAACGGCGUAUUUCAUGUCGCCGGAGGUAAUUCUCUCCCAGGAUGUGGGGCUGAAGAGCGACGUGUGGUCUGUUGGCUGCUGCGUGAUUGAGAUGUUGACGGGGAGACCGCCCUUUUCGGCGGUGAAGAAUCAGUACGCCACGAUGAUGCUGGUGGCGGAGACGGAAGGGGAGUUGUUUCCCAGCAUGCUUCCAAAGGGGCACAAGUUUUCUGCCGCGGCGAUGGCUUUUUUGCGGAGGUGCUUGCAGCGAGACCCCGCGGCGCGCGCGGCGGCGCAGGAGCUUCUGAGUGACCCAUGGAUUCUGAACCCGCCGGAGGGUGGGGACUCCACGCACCGUAGCCAUCGCCCCAGCAAUGAGACGACCCCACCUGAUGGAAGCAGCAGCGACAGUGCCGAGACGCAGAAGGCCUUUCCACAGCAGGAGCCUCCGGUGCUGCAGAAGCGGCAAGAAGAUGCUGCUGCUGCGCCUCUCCCCACCUCGGGAGCCCACAAACGCCGGUCGGCGAAGGCGGGGCGGCGGCGGCGGCAGCAGCAGCAGUAG